UUGCGAUGUAUGUACUUAUAUAUAUAGAGAGAGAGAUAGACACGAGUAUUGUGGUGUUUCCUAUAUCUUGAGCUAGCCGUGGUCGAAAUAUUGUGAGCGGUGCUUAGGUAUCUUGAUUCCCAAUCGAAAGUAUUGUUAAAGGUGUGACGUGAUAAACUAAAGAUGUGGAAGUUGAAGAUAGGAGAAGGAGGAAAGGGGUUGAUUUCAGUGAACAAUUUCGUGGGGCGGCAACACUGGGUAUUCGAUCCAAAUGCAGGAACACCGGAAGAACGCGCUGAGGUAGAAAGGCUACGUCACCAAUUCACCGUUAACCGUCUUUCCAUCAGACAAAGCGCCGACCUCUUCAUCAGAAUGCAGCUGAGAAAGGAGAAUGAGUUUGGCCCCAUUCCAGCAGCAGUGAAAGUGAGAGACACAGAAAAUGUAACGAUGGAAGCGUUGAUUACUACAAUUAGAAGGGCUAUUAGUUUCUAUUCAUCAAUUCAAGCCCAUGAUGGUCACUGGCCAGCAGAAUCAGCUGGUCCUUUGUUCUUCCUUCAACCACUGGUAAUGGCAUUAUAUAUUACAGGAUCCCUUCAUGAUGUUUUAGGACCCGAACAUAAAAAAGAAAUUAUUCGGUAUUUAUACAAUCAUCAGAAUGAAGAUGGCGGUUGGGGAUUCCAUAUAGAGGAUCAUAGUACAAUGUUUGGAUCAGCAUUGAGCUACAUUGCCUUGAGGAUACUUGGAGAAGAGCUUGAAGAUGAAGAUGGUGCAAUGGAGAGAGGCAGAAAAUGGAUCCUCGACCAUGGUGGUUUAGUGGCUAUUCCAUCAUGGGGAAAGUUCUGGGCCUCGGUACUUGGUGUUUAUGAAUGGUCUGGUUGUAAUCCACUACCACCAGAGAUCUGGCUACUACCCAAAUUCAUCCCAAUACAUCCAGGUAACAUGUUGUGCUACGCUCGCUUGGUUUACAUGCCUAUGUCAUAUUUAUAUGGGAAGAAGUUCGUGGGCCCCAUCACUGGCUUAAUCAGAGCACUGAGACAAGAAGUGUACAAUGAGCCUUACGAUCAUAUCAACUGGAAUAAAGCCCGGAACACUGUUGCUAAGGAGGAUCUCUACUAUCCACAUCCCAUGAUCCAAGAUAUGUUAUGGGGAUUUCUUCAUCAUGUGGGAGAGCGUUUUCUGAAUUGUUGGCCCUUUUCUAUACUUAGACGAAAGGCAUUAGAAAUCGCAAUUAAUCAUGUACGUUACGAGGAUGAGAACAGUAGAUACCAUUGCAUUGGAAGUGUAGAGAAGGUGUUAUGUUUGAUUGCACGUUGGGUUGAAGACCCCAACUCAGAGGCAUACAAACUUCAUUUAGCCCGAAUCCCUGAUUACUUCUGGCUCGCAGAAGACGGCUUGAAAAUGCUGGGUAUUGGGACCCAGACGUGGGAUGCAGCAUUAACAAUUCAAGCAAUACUUAGUUGUAAUGUGAGUGAAGAGUACGGACCAACACUUCGGAAAGCACACGACUUCCUAAAGGCAUCGCAGGUCCGCGAAAACCUACCCGGCGAUUUCAAAUCAAUGUGCAGACAUGUAUGCAAAGGAGCGUGGACAUUAUCAACGCCCGAUCAUUGUUGGCCAGUCUCGGAUUGCACGGCAGAAGGACUCAAGGCUGCACUCCAAUUGUCAGAAAUGCCAAGUGAUCUAGUUGGGGAGAAAAUGGAAAUAGGGCGAUUCUAUGAUGCUGUUGAUGUCAUCCUUUAUUUACAAAGCAGUAAUGGCGGUUUCCCUGCUUGGGAGCCUCAAAGAACCUCCCGUGUGUUAGAGAAAUUCAAUCCAUCUGAAGUCUUCGAAGACGCUCUCUCUGAGAUGGAGUAUGUGGAAUGCACUGCAUCAGUAGUGAAAGCCUUAGUUCUCUUUAGAAAGUUAUACCCAAAGCAUAGAAGAGAGGAAAUUGAUCGUUGUAUUUCCAAAGCAAUCCAAUUCAUUGAAAACACACAAAAUCUCGAUGGCUCGUGGUACGGCUUUUGGGGUAUUUGCUAUACCUAUGGUACCUUGUUUGCCAUAGAGGGACUAAAAGCUUAUGGAAAGAACUACCGUGACAGUCCUUCCCUACGCAAAGCUUGUGAAUUUUUGUUGUCAAAGCAGCUUCCUAGUGGCGGGUGGGGAGAGAGCUACUUGUCGAGCCGAAACAGGGUAUAUACAAACCUAGAAGGCAACCGAGCAAACUUGGUUCAAACUUCAUGGGCUUUGUUGUCUCUUAUUCAGGCAGGACAGGCUGAGAUAGAUCCUGCACCUAUACACCGUGGAAUGAAGUUACUAAUCAAUUCACAAAUGGAAGAUGGAGACUUCCCACAGCAGGAGAUGACAGGAGUAUUUAUGAGGACCUGUGCCCUCAACUUCUCUUCCUAUCGAAACAUCUUUUCCAUAUGGGCUCUGGGAGCAUAUCGUCGCCAUGUCUUGUAUGCUUAAGGCCUGAAUGCCUCAAAUGGUUUCGUUCUUGGUACCCCUACGCAUCAACUCCUACAUGUGUAAUUUAAUUUUUAUUUGGAUCAAUUAUAUGUUUUGUAACGACCCACCAUGGUCUCUACACUUAGUAGAAUCGCACUACUGCUAGUGA
This is a messenger RNA of Cajanus cajan (pigeon pea), 2575 nucleotides long. RefSeq names its product lupeol synthase. The record is from RefSeq and is a predicted model, not a curated record. Lineage: Eukaryota; Viridiplantae; Streptophyta; Magnoliopsida; Fabales; Fabaceae. Gene Ontology annotation, cellular component: lipid droplet. Gene Ontology annotation, molecular function: intramolecular transferase activity. Gene Ontology annotation, biological process: triterpenoid biosynthetic process.